Molecule: messenger RNA, 2072 nt
Organism: Trichoderma atroviride IMI 206040
Lineage: Eukaryota; Fungi; Ascomycota; Sordariomycetes; Hypocreales; Hypocreaceae
Cellular component (GO): ribonucleoprotein complex; nucleus; cytoplasm
Molecular function (GO): mRNA binding
Source: RefSeq, a predicted model, not a curated record
AUGGCUCAACAGCCCCACGACAUGACUUAUCUCGAUUACGGCACGGCCACCAACCGGUCGCCUAGCUCCUCGAGACAAAAUUAUGGCUUUGCCCCUGGCCUGUCCAUGCCCCGACAGACGCAGCGACCCUUUGAUGCACCUCUGCCUUCAAACAACCUUUACUCCUCCGAUAGACUGGCCGGUAGCUAUGGAAGCCGAGCCAUGGACACUAUUAGCGGCGGCGGUGCCAUGCCUGGAUACAUGAUGGAUAACGGCCAAACAUGGAACUACAACGGCGCCGGUGUGGCUACCGUCGGAGGCAACGUGCAUGGCUCACAAAGGCAGCGAAGCGUUAACCGCCGCGCUGCUUUGCCGACUAACUGGACCGAACAUGGUGGAAUGGGCAUGCCUAACCUUCAGUCCUACUCGAAUGGCCUUGCUGGCGCUUCCAUGUCAAACGGUGGCCUCCGUGUUGAUGCUCCUGGAUCUCACCCGUCCCCAAACAGCCUUCAGUCUGUCGGAAACGACGCAGAUCAGCUGAUUCCUACUGCCAUUGUUAUCAAGAAUAUUCCAUUCGCCGUGCGCAAAGAAACUCUUGCUUCGAUCAUGCUGGAUAUGCAUCUCCCCCAACCCUAUGCCUUCAACUACCACUUUGAUAAUGGAGUUUUCAGAGGACUCGCCUUUGCCAAUUUCCAGUCCGCCGAAGAUACUCGUAUCGUAAUCGAGGCGAUGAAUGGAAUGGACGUUCAUGGCCGGAAGCUGCGAGUCGAGUACAAGAAGAUGCUUCCCGAGGCUGAGCGCGAGCGUAUCGAGCGAGAAAAGAGGGAGCGCCGAGGUCAGCUGGAGGAGCAGCACCGCGCUCCUAUUCUGCACAGCCAGAGCUCGCUUCAGAGUCUGGGUGGAAUGUCCCAAGCUCAGGCGCGCACCCCUUCUGCCGCCCCUGCCUCUUCCAUCUCUCAUCUCGGCGAUAUUGAUCUGAACGACCCCCAGACCCUUGAAUUCUACACCGAACUUGCCAUGUUUCGAAGAGAUGAUUCGCGUGAAAUCUUGGUGUUCCCUCCUGGAAUUGCACCCGAGCACCGCCGGUCUAUCCACAUCCUCGCUCACCACAUGGGCCUUGAGCACCAGUCUAUUGGUGAAGCUGACUCCCGACAGCUAACCGUGCUGAAGCGACGACAGCCCUCCCCUACCGCCGAUCUCCAUACGCCCCCUGCCAGCAGCUUGGAUGUUCACAAGCGUGGCUUGAGCCGGGCUGCCACAUUCGACUUUGCCGCCGACCGAGAGUCUCGAGCGGCCAGCAGCAACUAUGCUCAUCUUGUUGGUCGACAUGGGCCUACUCUUGAACUUCCUGGUAGCCCAGAUGGAGCUGGAAUUCCCAACAACCUGCGUGCUGCCAAGAGCUUUGCCGACCUUCGCUCGUUUACUCCCAGCCCCUCUCAGGCAUCAUCGAGCUACCUGGCUCCUGGCAGCGGACUGAGCGGUAUGACGCCUGCAUCGACUGCUCGAUUCGGUGACUAUCUCAGCAACGGUAGCCAAUCUCAGAGUGGAAACCCAAGCACUCCCGGUGCAAAGAAUGAUAAUGGCCUUGUCAGUGGCCUCAGCGGGCUGAGCCUGUCUCCUUUCGAGGCGAGCGGGCUGCAGUCCCAGGCACGCAACACUCCUGGUGCAAUUGGCAGCCAGCGACCCAGCGCCAACGGCAAUGGCACUACCAAGGGUGCCCCUGAGAGGCAGCCGCGUGGCCCAGAAUGGGAGACCUCGAACGGCUUUGGUCGUACUCGAGCAAAUGGCCACAUGCAACGCGGUAGUGAUUCCUCAGACAAUGGAGCUCGCGUUGGCACCAGCUCCACUAAUGCUUCACGAUAUCACUAAACUCAUACAACACGCGUCUACUCGCUCUCUUCUGUGUGCUGCGUGCGGCUUACUGAGAGAGAGCCGAUGGACUGCCCUUUGGGGGGGAUUCGGAGCAGGCUUUCUGCGUCGCAUCCCUCGCCUCGCCCUCACCCAUUGCUUUUUAUGACUUGUAAUAUUGAUUUUUCUUCAGGACGACGAGAGUUUUCGGUGAAUCCAGGACGAUUGAUCAAAAUAGUGGCAUG